Messenger RNA from Spirodela intermedia, 1759 nucleotides. The record is from the annotation of a GenBank genome assembly. Lineage: Eukaryota; Viridiplantae; Streptophyta; Magnoliopsida; Alismatales; Araceae.
AUGGAGAAUCAAUCAAGGCAGCAAUUCGCUCUGGCGCUUAUCGGGGUCUCCUGGACGAUGACGGACGUCCAGCAACCAGGAGAGGGUUUCUGGCGCCUCCGCCUCUUCGAGCUUUACUUAGCCUUUGUGUACCUGACCUUCACGGUGGUGGUCGUCCUGUCCGCUCUCUCCCUCCGCCCCCCUGGAGAAGGAGCUGCUCCCGCGACGGCGUGGAUACAGAAGUAUGCGCCGUCCGUCGCCCUUUUUUCGGUCACGGCUGCCUUCGUGCUCAGGUCAUGCCUUAUCCUUUCUCCUUCCUCCCUACUCCACGUCUGGUUUUUCCUGGUCCCCAUGGCGCUCGCCGUCGCGCUACUCCUCCACCUCGCCUGGAACAGGUGGAAGGACCACACCGCCGUCCAAAACACAGGAGACGAAGUCCCGCCGGUCAUCGGUCGCCACCAAGAUCCCAACCCCUCGUCUUUCACGCUGCUGGACUUGGGCUCCUCACCAUGCUCCUUCUCGGGUCCGCAGGAGGGGAAAAGCAAAUCCCGUCUCGGCAUAUAUCCUUGAAAUAUCGUCCCCAACCUGUUAUCUUCAGGCAUAGAGUCGUCUGAGUGUGAUUUGUGUCUGCCACGACAGUCUCCUGAGCCUCUGCUGUGUGCUCUGCUCCCUCAUGCAAACUGCCCUUCUUUGCAUAGAGUUGCCAGGAUUUUGUUGAAAUAAGAGGGCAGAAGUUGUCUGGUUCGAGCUCUACGGGAAGUCAACAUGUUAAGUCCUUCCCCAGAAACCUUAGCACCGCACGGAAUCUAUGGCGACCUCCUAAGGUGACUAGGGAGCCAUGAAAGGCUGCAGUGGUGAUUCGGCCCAUGUCCACUGGGUUCAUCUCCCCUACACGCGCACGCGGCUUCUUUGAACGAGCCGGUCCAUACCGGUUCUUGCAGCCUCGUAACCAACGUAACGGCGACCAACGAAUUGCCAUCGAUGAAGACCUUGAACGCAUGCUUUUUACAAAUAUUCUGAUUUUUUUGUAAUCAAUCAGGUACUUCGGCGUAUUGCGAAUGGGUAGAUGGGUUGGCAACGUCGCCCGACUAAAAUUUUCAAAGGCCCAAAACCUUUAAAGAUGAGCUUAUUUCCUUUAUUGAAUGUGUUAUCGAGCCCAGCUAUGCCGGGCUGGGAAGAUUUCCGGCCCAUCAGCUCCCUUAAUGCGAGGAAUAGUGACGUUAAUGCGGUUCUAAAUAGUUUCUCUCUCUACAUGUAUUUAAAGUUUAUCUCCCACGUGCGUUGGCCUUCCAGCCGUCACUUAAUACUCUCCAACCCUCUUUUAGGAACGAUCAGAAGACAGGAGGGGGGAUACCAGCAGGGGCCGUUAAAAUCUUGGGCUAGAAAUGAGCUGGGCUCUUCAACUCCCAUGCUCUCCUCUCUCUCAACGCCGGUGACUCAACCGAAAGUGCCAACUUGGAUACUUGGCUUAAGCUUAUUACUGACCUAAUUACACGCCAUUUAAUUCGAAGCUAGUCGACAGCGAGGGAUCACGCCCAUCUCUACGAUCAAAUGUUUCUAGCAGUUAAUGUGAUAUUAUUCUCAACAAUUAGGAGAGGUGAUGAGUGCGAAGCUGAACGAAGGGGUUGGAUGGGGCCGAUUGGUGGGGAUGGGGAGAGAGAGAGAGAGAGAGAGAGAGAGAGAGAGCGCCGGCCAAUGUAACGUGGACAGGAAGGUGAGUACGACGCAGGAUAGAAUACGAGUCAGUCGGACAGAGAGGAGAAAAAUUUAUUGGGCCUAG